AUGGCAUCUUCUUCUUCUGCUGCUGCUGCUGCUCCUCCUCCUCCUCUGCGCAUGGCGGUUUCACCACAAACACCAAAGCAGAGCUUGAGCCACAGAGUAUUCGUCUCUAAAUCUGAUUUCAGUACGCUUCUUGAGGGCGAGGAUAAAUCUACUUCUGAUACGACGAAAUUGUGGCGUAUGGGAAGAAGAUCAGCUCCGCUCCUCCUCGUUAUUAUUGAAGGAAAGCUCGUUUUCAAUGUUUCAUAUCCUCAGCAGUACUGCUUCGUACCUCUGCUUGCUGCUGCUCUUGUUGUUGCUGCAGUUGUCUAUUUGUACAUGUGUGCGUGUUCCAUAUUAAUUGCGGGCAAUGUGCAUGACUUUUUUAGGUUUGUCCCCCCACCAAAUUUCAACAUUUCUAAAAUGACUUUACAGGUUGAAAUGUCUCAAGACAAAAGGGUUAAGGAUGUUAAAGCUCCACUACUGCAAAUAGCAUUCAAGAAAACAUUUUCCAUGAAAGUUGUGCAUGUUGAUGAGAAAUUUUCCAUCAAAUUCAAAGGAGCACAAAUUCUUCUUACUCUAAUGGAAGCUCGUUGUGGUCACCGUUCCGUGGACCAAGGAUUGCUUACUCAUGAUUCUGAAAUUUAUUUUGAAAUCUUAGAGGGCAAUGUCAAGAUUAUUGAUCAGAUCUACGACCAAGAUAAGUUGUUCAGGAGAAGAAUCCAUGUGAAUAUUUUGGAGGAGCAGCUUACCUCUUUGGGCAUUGGAGGCAUGACAUCCACAUUCAUGAACUUGUUUGAAAAAGCAUUUGCAACAAGGACUCUGCCCUCGGACGUAAGCAAAAGGUUAAGCAUAAAUCAUGUCAAGGGUGUGCUAUUGUAUGGCCCCCCUGGAACUGGAAAAACAUUAAUUUCCAGGAAAAUAGCUGCGCUGCUGAAUGCUCGAGGUCCAUGGGUUGUAAGGGGGCCUGAAGUUUAUGCCAAGUACCUAGGAGAGUCGGAGGAAAAAAUGAGGGAAUUAUUCAAGCCUGCUCUUGAUGACCAAAAAAAAUAUGGAAAUAUGAGUCCACUGCAUAUAAUUAUCAUUGAUGAAAUUGAUUCGGUUGCAAGAAAAAGAGGUCUAUGCGUAGAGGAUGGUAAUGACAGGGUUCUAAAUCAGUUUUUAUCCCUGAUUGAUGGAUUUGACCAUUUGAAUAAUAUAUUUCUUAUUGGAACUACAAAUCGACCCGAUAUAAUUGAUGGAGCAUUAUUGAGGCCCGGUCGGCUGGAACUCAAUCUAGAGAUUUCCUUUCCCGAUGAACAAGGAAGGGAACAAAUUCUGAAGGUGCAUUCAAGAAAUAUCCAGAAAGAAGGAAUCCUUCAAUUGGAUUUUGAUUUCAAACAACUUGCUUCAAUGACUGAAAAUUGGAGUGGCGCUGACUUGGAAUCCCUUGUUCGACAAGCACUUUCCAGUGCUAUAGUUCGAGCAAGCAACGGUUUCCAGUGUUUUGAGGAGGAGAAGCUCAGAAUUACUGAAAAAGAUUUCCUUGAUUGUUUCUAUCAUAUUCAAAAUAUGAAGGAGCGUGGAGGGGCAUGA
This is a messenger RNA of Malania oleifera, 1551 nucleotides long. Its product is annotated as vesicle-fusing ATPase-like. Gene Ontology annotation, biological process: intra-Golgi vesicle-mediated transport; SNARE complex disassembly; Golgi to plasma membrane protein transport. The record is from RefSeq and is a predicted model, not a curated record. The coding region runs from base 1 to 1551 and encodes 516 amino acids. Lineage: Eukaryota; Viridiplantae; Streptophyta; Magnoliopsida; Santalales; Ximeniaceae. Gene Ontology annotation, molecular function: ATP hydrolysis activity; ATP binding. Gene Ontology annotation, cellular component: Golgi stack. The transcript has 11 exons.